Neopsephotus bourkii (Bourke's parrot) is the source of this 3742-nucleotide messenger RNA. RefSeq names its product eukaryotic elongation factor 2 kinase (gene EEF2K). The record is from RefSeq and is a predicted model, not a curated record. Gene Ontology annotation, biological process: protein phosphorylation. Lineage: Eukaryota; Metazoa; Chordata; Aves; Psittaciformes; Psittacidae. The coding region runs from base 737 to 2632 and encodes 631 amino acids. The transcript is spliced from 18 exons. Gene Ontology annotation, molecular function: calcium ion binding; calmodulin binding; elongation factor-2 kinase activity.
UUAAGCAUGUACUAAACACUUGCCUUUGGGUUUGCAGUGUGAGUUCUGAGUCAUGCGGCCUGAGGUAAAACUGAUAAGGACUUAAGAUAUUGCAGUUAUUUCCUCCUUCCUAAGAUACCAUGUUGUUUUUGCAGAAUAUAUGUGCCCAUGCUUUUAUCUAGUUGGGCAUUUUAGCUCCUGUCACAGGUAAGAUGCAUGGGGUUGAGAUGAGGAGCAAGCAAGGCUCCAUCUGCUGCUUAAGCUGCAGAAAUGGUGACUUCCAACGCAGUGAAGCAGCCAGGACUGGUAACAACUUAAACCACCACAGUGUGACCUGAUCAGUCUGCCUGUUAGACCCCAAAGCUAAAUAUGGACCACUGAUAAUGAGAUGCAGACAGAUACAAGAGUUGUUACUAAUUCUGCCUCUGAGCAGGACUCAGUAAUUAAUUCAUUCAUAGGCAAGACCCUUUUAACAUAUUAAAAUGAAAAAAGGAUGUUUCAAAUUAAAACAUUUUCAACUUUCCUUGAUAGGUUUGUUCCCAGAUGUGAACAAUCUAUGAAUAUGUGAAUAUAAAUUGAAGAGUGGCUUUUCAAGAACAUAGGUUCUUUGUCAAUCAUUUGUCUUACCACCUGUGUUUUCCUACUUUUAUGUUUCUCAUGCAUCCUUUAGAAUGACACACAGCAUCGUUCUAAGCAUGGCUCUGUGGUUGACCAUAGUCGGGAAGCCUGGAAACAUGCUAUUGAGAAAGCUAAGCACAUGCCUGAUCCGUGGGCAGAAUUUCAUCUUGAGGACAUUGAGACAGAGCAUGCCACUCGUUACAGAUACAAUGCGGUUACUGGGGACUGGGUUGAAGAUGAAGUCCUCAUCAAGAUGGCUUCACAACCUUUUGGUCGUGGAGCAAUGCGGGAGUGUUUCAGAACGAAAAAGCUGUCUAACUUCUUACACACGCAGAACUGGAAAGGUGCCUAUAACUAUGUUGCCAAGCAAUACAUAGAGAGUGUGGGCAGGGAUGUGUAUUUUGAGGAUGUCCGACUUCAGAUGGAAGCAAAACUCUGGGGAGAAGAGUACAACCGGCACAAGCCACCAAAACAGGUGGAUAUAGUACAGAUGUGUAUUAUUGAAAUGAAGAACAGACCUGGAAAGCCUCUUUUUCACCUGGAACAUUACAUUGAGGGCAAAUACAUAAAAUACAACUCAAAUUCUGGAUUUGUGCGAGACGACAAUAUUCGUCUUACCCCACAAGCCUUUAGUCACUUCACCUUUGAGCGCUCGGGACACCAACUCAUUAUUGUUGACAUCCAGGGCGUUGGAGAUCUUUACACGGACCCUCAGAUCCAUACAGAGAGUGGUACAGAUUUUGGGGACGGCAACCUAGGUGUUCGAGGUAUGGCCUUGUUCUUCCAUUCUCAUUCCUGCAACAAGAUUUGCAAAAGUAUGGGGCUUGCACCAUUUGAUCUUUCAUCCAAAGAGAAAGAUGCCUUGGAUUGUAAUAGAAAAUUGCUUGAAUCCGCUCAAACAAUUCUCCGUGGCACAGAGGAAAAAUGUGGCAGCAGCCGGGUGAGAACACUCUCUGGUAGCCGACCCCCUCUGCUCUUCCGCCUGUCUGAGAACUCUGGAGAUGAAAGCAUGAGCGAUGUAGCAUUUGACUCUCUGCCCUGCUCUCCUUCCUCAGCAACCCCUCACAGCCAAAAGAUGGACAUGCUUUGUUGGCCUGUGUUCAAUGAAGUAGAUAACCUUGUUCACAAAGACUAUGAUCAGCUUGAUAACCAAAGGGAUUGUGAAAAUGGUGGAGACAGUGGAUAUCCCAGUGAAAAGAGAAGUGAGCUAGAAGAUCUGGAUCAUAGAGAGAGGGGCCAUUCAAACAACAACCGAAGACAUGAAUCUGAUGAAGACAGUUUGGGAAGCUCUGCAAGGAUCAGUGUGGAGAAACUGAAUCUGUACAACUCUAGAAGAGUCCACAUCCACAGACCAUCCUGUGUUGCCCAAGAAAUUCAGAGGCUCAAUGCACUAGAACUUGAAAAGAAAAUUGGGAAGUCCAUCCUUGGGAAGGUUCAUUUGGCCAUGGUUCGCUAUCAUGAAGCUGGGCGUUUCUGUGAGAAAGAUAAGGAAUGGGAUCAGGAGUCAGCCCUGUUUCACCUGGAGCAUGCUGCAGACUGUGGGGAGCUGGAAGCCAUUGUUGGGUUAGGACUCAUGUGCGCUCAGCUGCCACAUCACAUUCUUUCUGAGGUCACUCUUGAGGACACAAAGGAAAACAGGAAUAAAGGAUUUGAGUACUUGCUGAGAGCAGCAGAAGCUGGAGACCGACCUUCCAUGAUUCUGGUAGCAAGAGCAUAUGAUACAGGUGUAAAUCUUGGUUCAGACAGAGUACAGGAUUGGAAGGAGGCACUGUACUGGUACAAUGCUGCACUGAACAUGACUGACUAUGAUGAGGGAGGUGAAUAUGAUGGCACUCAGGAUGAGCCCCGGUAUCUGCUCCUGGCCAGGGAAGCAGAGAUGUUAAUGACAGGAGGGUUUCACCUGAAUAAGGAUCCACAGAGAUCAGGUGAGCUGUACACUGAAGCAGCAGAAGCAGCAAUGGAAGCCAUGAAAGGCAAACUGGCAAAUCAGUACUACCAAAAAGCAGAAGAGGCUUGGGCGAUGAUGGAAGAAUAACACCACAAUUAAGCAGUUCUUGUAUAUAAUUAUUUUAUAGACUUGCUGCAUUUGCAACUAAAAAGAUGUAUUUUUAUGUGGUGUUACCAGUUUCUUUUUUGGUAUUUUAGUUUUCUAAUUUUUAUUUUUGAGAGGGAAAAUCCAACUGUAAGGAGUAUAUACAGUGCCAUAGCGUACCUGGUGUUUGAAAGCUGUAAUACAGGCACACUUGACCUUUUGUAUUUUUUUAGCUUUUAGAACUGAGGGGCCUGAUUGUUUUGUUUAGGUUUCACACGUCAUUUUUACACAGCAAAUGCUCAGUAUGUUUACAUUUUUCUUCUACUCCUCACACACAGAAAAAAAAAACAUUUUCCUAAAUUCUCAACAUUUCUUCUUCAUUUUUGGUGUCUCUCACUAAAUUUGCAUGUGAGUGUAAAUUUUCAAUUUAAGCAUGCAACUACUCAUUUUAAUAAGUAGUCCCACUCUUUUCCACUGACGUUGUGGGCACUUCUGUUACUCUUUUGAAAUGAAUUCCAGGUAGAAUCCUUACUGUGUGGGGAGGGGCAGGGAAGGUGCUUCUGAUUGGUAGUGAGGAUAUUCAGGGUAGAAUAUGUUUUAUUCACUACCCACAUUGCAUUUUUUACAAUCAGAAAAUGGCUGAUGCUCCUGAUGAGGUGACGCUCAUCAUUUACCUUUCUCUUUUUCACAUUUUGCACCAAAUAAUAACCUAGUUACAUAAAAUUCUGAUGAUCUUCUGUGAUAUUUGUCCAAUGAUGUAAAGUACCAAGAUCUGCAAUAUAUGGAUAACUUGAAGUUAUGUUUACAGUGACAUCUCAAUUCUCAGUGAAGCUAGAUCAUCUCAAUUAAAGUGGAAAUAUACCUUCCAGCAUUUCCAGAGGGAGUUUUGAAAAGGUUAGAGGCUGUUGAUUUACCUCUUUUUAUGUAUAGAAAAUAAUUUGUUUCAAAUAGCUUUUAAAUAGUGUUUUAUCUGUGAAUGGUUUCAAAUGCCAGUUAGAGAAAAUUGCUGGUUAAAAAGAAAAAGCAGUAUUAUCCCCACACACUUGAUUUUCUGUGUCCUGUUUGCAUAACCCUAAUCAGUAAUGGGAGGACAAAUAAAUGGUGGUAAUUGAA